Monodelphis domestica (gray short-tailed opossum) is the source of this 912-nucleotide messenger RNA. RefSeq names its product vomeronasal 1 receptor monDomV1R1218. Gene Ontology annotation, biological process: G protein-coupled receptor signaling pathway. The record is from RefSeq and is marked provisional. Lineage: Eukaryota; Metazoa; Chordata; Mammalia; Didelphimorphia; Didelphidae. Gene Ontology annotation, cellular component: membrane. Gene Ontology annotation, molecular function: pheromone receptor activity.
AUGUUUCCAAGCAAUAUAUGCCUUGGGAUUAUUUUCCUCUCUGAGACUGGAAUUGGGAUCUUGGCAAAUAUCUUCCUCUUGUCUCUUCAUAUUUUAAAAGUCCUUGCUAAUCACAAGAUGAGACCCAUAAACCUGAUUUUUACCCAGUUGAUCUUGGCCAAUGUCACCAUGCUUGCUAGUAAGGGUAUCCCACAAACAUUGUUGGUUUGGGGGUGGAACAAUUUCCUGGAUGAAGUUGGGUGUAAAAUUAUGUUUUCCCUUUGCAAAAUAAGUCAAGGACUUUCUAUUUCCUUUACCUGCCUCCUUUGUACCUUUCAAGCAAUCACCAUUAGUCCCAAUGACUGCAGGUGGGCAGAGUACAAAGCCCGAGCCUCGGAGUAUAUUGCUCCCACUUGUCUCUUAUUUUGGAGCCUCAAUCUUUUGAUAGAAAUUCCUGUUCCAGUAACUGUAAGAAGCCAAAGGAUCAGCACCAACAUUACACAUAGGAUGAAUAUCAUGUCUUGUUCUUUUGGAAGGUUUCUGAAGAUUUAUUUGAUCAUGACCACUCUCAGAAAUGUGCUCUUUGUAGGACUCAUGGUCUGGACCAGUGGCUACAUGGUACUUCUUCUGUAUAGACACCACCAACUGGUUCAGAACAUGCGUAGCACCAGCCUCUCUCCCAGAGCCUCCCCAGAGGUCAGAGCAACCAAGAACAUCCUGGUGCUUGUAAUCUUCUUUGUCUGCUGUUAUUUAUUUAACUCCAUGUUUGUGCUUUGUUUCCAUUAUGGAGGUCAAAGAGGUGUCUGGCUGCUGCCCACUUCUGCUUUUAUGUCUCUCUCUUUUCCAAUGCUUAGCCCUUUUGUUUUGAUUCCCCAAGACCAUCAUCCUUGCUGUGUUUUCUGGACAAGGAAACAACACAAUCCUCCUUACUGA